CUGAAAACUACAUGUUUGCACAAGUUUACUAUAAUGUGAUUUUAAGGGCAAACAACUGUAUUGUCCGUUAUUGAAUAUCAACUUAGUGUUUGAGAGGUAAAGCUUUAUAUGCCAUAGCUUGUACUAGUUGUAAUGUGUAUUGACAGGGAAUGGGUGGAUUUAAGGAAUGAGAAAACUUUACUAUAGGACUAUGCGGAUUUGUGCGGGUGUAUGGGCAGGUUCGAUAAUGGGGCCCCCGUCGGCAGGGAGGGGUCAGUGGUUGAGAUGGCUCAUGUCCCUAAGCCUGUUUAUGCUGUGUGUGAUGAUGUACAUCGCCUUCUCCAACAUGAGUCUCCCUCCUGUCAUACAGAUGGGAAUCAGUGACUGGGCACCGUACAGGACACACCCUCUCAAGGACAAGGGUUGGUUUGAAAGAACAUGUCUACAGGGGACAGGGCCACUUGGACUAGAGGGCAUUCCAGAUGUUAUAGUAGACUGGCGCCACUCCAAACAUGUGGAAUGCAGGGACCUAUACCUGACGUUCAUCAAGUUGCUAGAAGUUCGCCAGGAGGAGGGAUCUGUCGACCUUCCCGACCCCUUCAAGGUCAAGGUCAGGUCCUGGCUUGCCAACGACAACAGUCUCUUUCAGCACAUAUAUGAUCAGAGAAUGGUGUUUAUCCGAAACAAGUACACUCGAGAAGAGAAUGUGUUCAAUCCCCUCAGGAGUAAACGUCCCUUGCCUAAACUAGAAAAGCCAGAGAGACAGUACAUCGAGGAACUAUCCACCCAGACAAAAGAGGGAUGUGACUUCUGUCGUUACCACGAGUACACGGCACGUGACUCCCUGGGACGAGUAGAAGGCCUGCACUCAUUCACGGCAGCCAACACGUUCAAGCUGGACCGCUGGCAUGACCUUGUACUGCUGAAAAAGCAUGACCCAAUCAACUGGACCCAAGAAGAGUUCCUUGAUCUCAUGGAAACACUCUUAAAGUGGUUUGAGAAGGUGAACCAGGCGGACCAAAACUAUGUCUACCCAUCGGCCAUAUGGGACCUGCUACCCCACGCCGGGGCCUCUCAGGUCCAUCCCCACUUACAUAGCUUCAUGGACAAAGAAAGAUACCAGGGCUUCCAGGACCAGUGGCGUGAGGCAGCCAUGCGUUACAGCGGUGACUUCCCCAAGCGGAACUACUUCUCUGAUCUCAUUCAGCUACAUGCCAUCAUGGGGCUUACCGUGCAGUACGGGUCAGCAGUUGCCUUUGCUAACAUUGUUCCAAAGAAGGACAAUGAGAUGGUGAUUGUGAGUGAGCGGGCGGACAGAGACUUCUUCCUGCUCUGGUACUUCGUUCUCAGAGGUUUCCUAGAUGACAUGCAGAAUGGGACAAUGUGCUUCAGCUCAGGGGCAGCCUUCCCAAGCAUGACCGGUGACACAAGCAGUCAGUCUCUGCCGGCGUACGUUCGCAUCAUCACACGUGGGAUUGUGUCAGACAACCGAGCAGAUAUCAGCUCUCUCGAGCUCUUUACUACACCUAAUGCAAACACAGAUCCAUUCCAUGUGAUCAGUGUGAUGAAGGAGUCUGUACAUAAACGAUCGCCUAGCGGGAAAACUUGAUGUCAUAUUGUUUGCAGUUUAGAUGGACAGACAUGCUGGACAUGUGUGCACCUAACUCAAACUGGGAUAUACUGAAGGAGGAAUAACUGCUACAUUUAUCUCUAUACGAUACUCAAUGAUGUGCCUUAUGACUUAUCGUUUGACAGACCGUCCACAAUGAGUGGUGCAAUAUGUUAUACAUUUUUUAAUGUUUGUCAUGAUAUUCUUAGAAGUUGAUAGCAUUGCCACAGGAGGAUGACAGUGUAAACAUAUGAGUCAUAUAUUUUGGUACCCAGUAAAUACUCAUAAUAUUUAUUUGGAGCUUAAAAUGGUAAAGAAGAGAAAUUGGAAAAUAUCAUAACUGUGGGGUUUGUGAAUUUUACUGUCUGUCCACAUUUUUUUUAUUUCAUUUCUGUUCUUUUAUAAGUUUACAAUAACAUCUGAUUUUAUUUAUAACUCUUUUGUAUAUGAUAUUACUUUUUACAAUUAUUGUCUUAUACGGAGUUUCUGCUGUUGAAACCCAAUCAACAAUUUGCUCAAUUUAAUUUAAUUAUUGAUGAUCUAUAUACUAGUCUAAAGUCACUGCCAACUUGUAAUUCAGAUUAUGGGCUACCGAUUGCAAAUGAACUUAGAGUUCAAGUCUGUGGUGCACUGAUUAAUCAUGGCUUUAAAUCUGCCUAAAUAUAGCAAGUGAGUUUGAAAUAAUGUGCAACAUGUUUAAGCCAGUCAAUAAACUCUAACAUCGGAAGAAACUGAUUGCAGGCUUUAGCGAUUUUGCUUAUUUUUUACAUAUCACCAUGAGCUAGCUACUAAAGGCGCAGGCUCAUGGCCCUAAAGGCAUUCGUACAUGUACAGUUUACAUUAGUUAUACAUCAACUGGUCAAUUAAAUCAUAGCUUUUGAUAAGGCUCAUAAUGUCUGCAUGUUUACAGAAAAAUCUCUGAAGCGGUACAAAUUAACUGGUGCAUCAUUGCAAAAUGACAUUAGGCUGAUUGUUCAGAACCUUGUUGUUAAUUUUAACAACAUGUUAAACAACAUCGUUGUUAACUUCAGAACAUUAAAUAUGUGUGGAUGUACUCACAUAUUCAAAUAUAAACAAGUACAGCUGAAACAGUUGUCUCUAAUCUUGUUAGAAAUACAGCCAAUCACAAGUGUAUCUGUUAAACUUCCACAGCAAUAAGUUGAAUGUCAACAGCGAUGACAUAAAUAACUUUGUUAACACUGUUUGAAUAAUCGGCCCAAUGUGAACUUGAUCUUAAUAACUGAUUGACAAGAACGCUUUGCUAAGUUCAUUUGCAAACAAUAGUAGAAUAGGACAUGGAGUGAGUUUAUUGGAAAACAGUUCUGAUGUUGCACAACAUGACAUCAUUACCAUCAACCUAGACAAGGAUGUUGUUGUGCUACUGUUGUGUUUGUGGUGCUUAUGUUGUGUAUGCUCCCUCCAUGCAACUGUGUUGUGAUUUAUCUUUAUAUUUACUGCUGUAAACAUAUUCUGCUGUUGUCAUAAGCAAUAAUGUUUUAAUAUAACUACCUGGUAUGUGCCUUUAAAAGUUUAAUGUAAAAGUGUAUUGAGUGUGCCAUUAUUAGUUUAAUGUAACGGAAGUGGUGUAUGGAGUGUGCCUUACUUUAGAACAAUAUGAUGCCAAACCAUUUAAUUCAUUGUAAGGUAAAUAAAGUAAGCUUUUGUUGUUUACCAUUAGCCAUAUUAUUCAGAAAACAAGGCAUAUGCUAUUAAUGUUAAAACAACGGUACUAGUAUUUGUAAGAUUUCUAUUAGACCAUUUUCAAUUGUAACAUUUUUCAACAUCUUCUUAGUCAGUUAGUGCUUUUAGUAUUCGCCAUCUGUCCAUUCAUAUCAUUUAUGUCUAUCUUAAUACUUCAGAAAAAUGAAAAUUAUGAAAGAUAUCAACUUCAAUCUUCAUACAAUCACUCGCAUUACCAAAAGAAUUCUUUUUGACAAGUAAUAUAACUCAGACAUAAAUAUUGGCACGUACAUUUGAUUUAUCAAAUUAACAAUUUUAUUAACUUUUCGUGGUAACUUAAAAAGUUUUGGACAGAAUGAAAUGAUAUUAAGAAGCAUCCAUAAGUCAUAUUGCAUAUAUUUAUAUAUAUAUAUGUCAUACCAAAAGCAAAGGCUUGCUUACUUACAUAUUUUUAGAAUUUGUUGAAUAAAAUUUUGAAUUGUAUGACAACCCUUGACAGAUCCUAUACUGUAUAUAAUAUAUCUAUGUCGAAAUCUCAAUAUUAUUUUGAUAUUUAUAUUUUGAUUGUUUAUUUUACACUUUCUAGUAUUAUUGAUGUUUUAUGACUUCGUUGUUUUUGGAGUGUUUGUUCAUUCAAUUACAAGAAUAUAUUUGUUUUUCCAAGUUAAGUAAUUUACGAGUUGUGUUUUGUAAUGAAGAUGUUGCUUUACAAUUAAGUAUACAUAAAACCAUACUAUAUAUUGUUGUAUAUGUGAAGGUAUUGAAAUUUGGAAUUUGUCUCUACCAUUUAUUUUGAUGUAAGAAAUGGGAAUAAAGUUUUACAAAAACUGUCUGUUCUUUUUAUGUUUUGACUGAUGUUAACACGAAGAUUGGACCACAUGCUCCAUGGACAUAUGAGAUGUGCAUGUAAUAUGUGUUAAGUUACAGAAGGCUGAGACCCCAUGUGUUUAUGCAAUCUUUAUCAUAUAGUUUUAUUUCUUACGUUAGCCCGAGUUAUCCUGAACUUAAUACCUAUACACACUUAAUACCUAUAUACACUUAAUACCUAUACAUAUACACACUUAAUACCUAUACAUAUACACACUUAAUACCUAUACAUAUACACACUUAAUACCUAUACAUAUACACACUUAAUACCUAUACAUAUACACACUUAAUACCUAUACAUAUACACACUUAAUACCUAUACAUAUACACACUUAAUACCUAUACAUAUACACACUUAAUACCUAUACAUAUACACACUUAAUACCUAUACAUAUACACACUUAAUACCUAUACAUAUACACACUUAAUACCUAUACAUAUACACACUUAAUACCUAUACACACUUAAUACCUAUACACACUUAAUACCUCUGUCUGUCCAUCUGACUUCCUGUCUAUCCACAUUUUUUUUUGAUUUUCGUAAUAAACUUAAAUGAUAUCU
This is a messenger RNA of Mya arenaria, 4696 nucleotides long. RefSeq lists its product as uncharacterized. The record is from RefSeq and is a predicted model, not a curated record. The coding region runs from base 167 to 1588 and encodes 473 amino acids. The transcript has 12 exons. NCBI's taxonomy places the organism in Eukaryota, Metazoa, Mollusca, Bivalvia, Myida, Myidae.